AUGCCAGCCACAAUUACUGAGUCUGCAGCAAAUCCACAAGAGAAACAUGGCCUUUCGGCGAACUCCAUCGCUGGGCUCGCCAUGAUCCCCAUCGCCGUGCUAUUCAUCAUUGCGGCGAUUUUCAUAUAUUUCUGGUUGCGCAAGCGUCGCAGACAUGCUCCUGUCAUUCGUCACUUGGGGACCACGCCUUCCCCACCAGCUGUACCAGAGAAGGAUGUUGGUUCGCCGAUCAAUUCUUUCGAGUCCAUAUUCUGCGGAGGGAAAGUGCACAACAUGGCUGCGAUAAGCACUCCGAUUGUGCACACGGGCUGGAUCGCAUCGUCACGUCCUCACGUAUACCCUUCGGACGACUCGGCGGUCCAUCACAACCCGUGGGACGACCAGCUUCCGAGGAACUCGGUAGACAUAACGACAGCUAGUCUCCCAGCGCCAAAGGCAACAGUUGGGUCAGGGAACGACAGCCCUAUCGAUCGCAGUAGCCCGUUCAGACUGAAGAGAGGCGAUACGAGGAAGAGGAGUAGUUUGGAUCCAGAUGUUAUGAGUGCGUGGCCUGCGCCGCCGCAGCCAACAGCGCAGCCAGCUCCAUUGCAGUUUUCACGAACAGGAAAGACCUAUAUGGAGCGUAGGUCCAUCAGCGCGGAGUACUUUGCGCAGGAGAAAGUGAGCCGUGGGGCGCAAGAGUAUUGGGAAAAUAUGGGACUUGAACUAGGCCCUGAUCCAGGCCCGACGGUCAGGUCGCUAUGA
Messenger RNA from Boeremia exigua, 744 nucleotides. RefSeq lists its product as uncharacterized. Bases 1 to 744 code for a protein of 247 amino acids. The transcript has a single exon. The record is from RefSeq and is a predicted model, not a curated record. Lineage: Eukaryota; Fungi; Ascomycota; Dothideomycetes; Pleosporales; Didymellaceae.